GGCCCGUCCCGACCGGCGCGGGGAGAUGGCGGCGGCGGGAGCGGAGGAGCGGUGGGGCGCGGCGGGCCCCGAGCGCAGCCCCGGCGCGCUGGGCUCGUUGCUGAGCCGCCUGCCGCUGGCCUCGUCCCCGCGGCGGCGGACCGCCAGCCAGUGCCAGCCAGAGCCGCCGCUGCUGCGCACCAGCAAGCGAACCAUCUACACGGCCGGGCGGCCGCCCUGGUACAGCGAGACCGGCGCGCCCGUGGACGAGGCCUUCGUCAUCGGCCUGUGCGGCGGCAGCGCCUCGGGCAAGACGACGGUGGCGACGCGGAUCAUAGAGGCGCUGGACGUGCCCUGGGUCGUGCUGCUCUCCAUGGACUCCUUCUACAAGGUGCUGGAUGAGGGGCAACAGGCGCUGGCAGCCCGCAGCGACUACAAUUUCGACCACCCCGACGCCUUCGACUUCGAGCUGCUCGUCAGCGUCCUCCGCAAGCUCAAGAAGGGCAAGAGCGUGAAGGUGCCGGUGUAUGACUUCACCACGCACAGCCGCCGCCGCGAGUGGAAAACGGUGUACGGGGCUAAUGUCAUCGUGUUUGAGGGAAUCCUGGCGUUUGCGAACAAGGAGCUGCUGAAGCUUCUGGACAUGAAGGUGUUUGUGGACACGGACUCUGACAUCCGCCUGGUGCGGCGGUUGCAACGCGACAUCAUGGAGCGCGGGCGCGACAUCGUGGGCGUCAUCAAGCAGUACAACAAGUUUGUGAAGCCGGCCUUUGAGCAGUACAUUGAGCCCACAGUGCAGGUGGCAGACAUCGUGGUGCCCAGGGGUGGGGAGAACUUCGUGGCCCUGGACCUGAUUGUGCAGCAUGUGCACAGCCAGCUGGAGAAGCGCGAGAUCACUGUCAGGGCAGCUCUGGCCUCUGCCCACCAAGGGCAGCCCCUGCCGAAGACGCUGAGUGUGCUGGAGAACACGCCGCAGGUGCGGGGCAUGCACACCAUCAUCAGGAACAAGGAGACGACCAGGGAUGAGUUCAUCUUUUACUCCAAGCGCCUGAUGAGGCUGUUGAUUGAACAUGCCCUCUCCUUCCUGCCACUGAAGUCGGUCACUGUGGAGACACCCCAGGGGACAACGUACGAAGGAAAGCGGUUCCACAGGCAGCGGAUCACAGGCGUGUCCAUCCUGCGAGCAGGAGAAACCAUGGAGCAGGCCCUCACCGCUGUGUGCAAGGACAUCCGCCUUGGCAAGAUCCUCAUCCAGACCAACCUGGACACGGGGGAACCCGAGCUCCACUACCUGCGCCUCCCCAAGGAGAUCAGCGAGGACUAUGUCAUCCUUAUGGACAGCACUGUAUCCACAGGGGCUGCAGCCAUGAUGGCCGUACGCGUCCUGCUGGAUCACGAUGUGCAAGAGGACAGGAUCUUCCUGCUGUCACUGCUGAUGGCGGAGAUGGGGGUACAUUCUGUGGCCUACGCCUUUCCCCGCGUCCGCAUCAUCACCACCGCUGUGGACAAGAGGAUCAAUGAGGAGUUCCACAUCAUCCCGGGCAUCGGAAGGGCUCCGAGCUGCUGGUCUGUGCCACCUGCCCACAGCACGCCCCUGCCAGCCCAUGGCUCUCCUGCCCGCAGGACCAGCCUCUCGCUGACAGCCUCUCCCUUCCACCCCUUGUGAGAUGAUGCUCCCAGAGGAGGGAGGGAGGGAUGGCUUCGCCUGCGGCUGAACACUCCCCUGUCCUUACCCCCCAGGCCCCCUGCACGGGUGGGUGGGCUCCCUGGGGCUUGUGCCUGAGCGCUGGUCCCCCUCUCCUGCGGGGAGAUGGGGAAUGGCAUUCUAUCCCCUCGAGGCUUGUCCCGGGCCCUGGCUGGGCACUGGGUGAGCUCCCUUGCUGGAAUCUGUAUUUAUUUGUAUUUAUUUUGAGCAGCUGCCCCCCACUCCAGGCUCUCCUGUGGCGUGGGUCCAGCUACUUGAAAAACAUCAGGGAUUGGGGAUCUCCUCAAGGAACCACCUUGUCCCCACCGAUCUGACACUCCGUUGCCUCCCACUCCCCAGCCGAGCCUGGCUCAAGGGGAGCAGGACAGAGGCUUUGCCUUCACCUCUCCUCGCCGGGGGUUUGAUAUUCAAACACUCUCCCUGCGGGUCCCGGCCGCCUCCCACUCCACGGGGUCAUCCUGGGGCCCAGCCCGGCCCCGCGGGCCUCCGGUGCCCCAGGGGUGGGGAGGGAGGGCGGUUCUGCCCCGGGGCCCUGCUCUGCCCCCGCCGCCGCCGCCGCCGCCCGUGUUGCUCAGGUUCUUCUUCGAAAGGGCAGCAGCGGCCUCGCCUCCCCCGCCGAGGCAGCGGGAGCGGCCCCGGGGCCCGGUGCUGCCCGCCGGGCCCAGGGCACUGCCCCCCGCCCCCUCCCCUCUGCCCUCCUUUUGUACCUAAUAAAGGAGCAGCGCGA
Molecule: messenger RNA, 2411 nt
Organism: Colius striatus (speckled mousebird)
Lineage: Eukaryota; Metazoa; Chordata; Aves; Coliiformes; Coliidae
Product: uridine-cytidine kinase-like 1
Exons: 14
Coding region: 26-1645 (539 amino acids)
Cellular component (GO): cytoplasm
Molecular function (GO): kinase activity; ATP binding
Source: RefSeq, a predicted model, not a curated record